AACAAAAAUUUAUAGUGAAAAUUACGUUUUGAUAUUAAAAAAUUAAUUAAACCUAAUUAUACACUAUUUUGGUUAUAUGUACGUUAUUAUUAUUAUUAAAUAACUGAUAACUGUGCAGAUAUUAAAAAUCUAGAUAAGCAUCUAUUGUUCUAAAUACGUUACCGAUAAAUCAAGCCUGAUAAUUCAAUCUGGUGUAUUGUUAGUUUCUCGGUGAUUUUAGUCUAUUUAAUUUACCGUCAUCCUUUAGCAUGCAAUCCCAUCGCCAGGCCUUGCUAUUGUCCUCUUCAAACUGUUAUGGAUAUUCAAUGCUAGAAUUUGCUAAACAAGAGAUUUGCUCUUUCUUAGAAAAAAAUAAUGUGAAGAAGUUGCUUUUUAUCCCCUAUGCUCAAAAUGAUUACAAUAAAUAUACUGCAAAAGUAAAAGAAGUAAUAGAUCCAUGGGGUAUCGAGGUGAUAGGCAUACAUACAUACAAAGAUGCAAAAGCAGCUAUUCACGACAAUAAAGCUAUGUUUGUAGGUGGUGGUAACACAUUUUUACUACUAAAAAGAUUAUAUGAAAACAAUUUGGUCGAUUUGAUUAGACAAAAUGUGCAUAAUGGCAAUUUACUAUAUAUUGGAAGCAGUGCUGGUACAAAUGUUGCGACAAAAAGCAUUCACACAACAAAUGAUAUGCCGAUUGCAUAUCCACCAACUUUUGAUGCCAUCAAUAUUGUUCCUUUCAAUAUUAAUCCUCAUUAUACUGAAAUAGAGAAUGAGAGUCAUAAAGGAGAGACAAGAGACCAAAGAAUUAAUGAAUAUUUGGAACAAGAGUAUGCCUCACCUGUGCUUGGACUAAGAGAGGGUUCAAUUCUAAAGGUAGAUAAGAACAAAUUAGUGUUAAAAGGGGUUGCUGGCGCUGUUUUAUUUGAAAAAAGCCUCAAGAAGACUGAAAUUGCUGUUAACACUGAUGUAUCAUUUUUGUUAAAUAAACAAUAAUUCUUACAGAAAUCAAAAGAAGUAUUAUAUUUCUUACAUAGAUUUUUAUUUUUGACUUAAUAAUCAA
Messenger RNA from Diatraea saccharalis (sugarcane borer), 1041 nucleotides. The record is from the annotation of a GenBank genome assembly. Lineage: Eukaryota; Metazoa; Arthropoda; Insecta; Lepidoptera; Crambidae.